Molecule: messenger RNA, 4248 nt
Organism: Linum trigynum
Lineage: Eukaryota; Viridiplantae; Streptophyta; Magnoliopsida; Malpighiales; Linaceae
Source: the annotation of a GenBank genome assembly
GUAGAAUCUCAACAACCAAACAAUGUAUUGUUAAAAUGCAUCCAUUGUAUCAAUACAUACAUAUAUAUUAUGGUUAUUCAUUACAAUGCAACGAUUUAACAUUCACAACUUUCACACGACCCUAAACAUUAUCUCUUCCUACUCAAUUGGUCGCUAUAGUAUAAUUCCACAUUCACAAUUUCAAUAUUAAUAUUUGAAUCAAGAUGCGAUAACCUAUAUGACUAUAUCCAAGGGAUAGAUCUUAACGGCUUGUUUUCAACUUUUUGUUCAAGGGUUUGUUUUGUAUGUCGAAAGGGGGCUAAAAGGGUUAUUAACCCUUCAUUUUGCCCCAAUUGUGAAGUGUCCUUCCUUUUGGUGAUCCAGUGCGGGUCUUGGUUUAGCGCUCGGUCUUUUCUCCGUGAAACGGCAGGCACCAACGAGAAGCUACGAGAGCCCUACCCAUCGUCACUCUGGCGGGAACCAAGUCGACGUGACUCUAUUCUCCUUUCUCCACCUCCAAUCCGACACUGGAAUUCCUAAUUCUUAGCUUCUCCCUUUCAAAUUGGUAAGUUCUCUCUCUCUCUCUCUCUCUCUCUCUCUCGCGGUGGCUUAUUCACCGAUUUCCCGACAAGGGUCAACGUAAAACCCUCCUUUCUAAUGUGUCGAUUUCUAAUCUGAUGGUUUGAAUCAGUGUUUGGUCGUUCCGGGCUUUUUCCGCUGAAGUGGGUUUUGAAUCGAUUCCGCGGUUGCUCCAGUUUCGAGCUCUGAUUCUGUGUGGUUGGAACUUGAACGACUCGCUCGCCCUUUUGGACCUCACUCCCUUGCCCGUUGUGAAAGAGUGCUCUUGGUAUCAAUCUAUUGGUUUCUCUCAGCCUUGGCUUCGUAUGUUGGUGGGGCUGUGGAGUUGAGAGAUAGAUUCAGUUAAUUUUUGAAACACGCUGGUCUAUUGGUUCGUCUUGUGACUGAAUCUCAGCGUUUUGUCUAGCUAUGUAGGGUUAAUACCCGGCUAGUGCUUUUAUUUUGGUUGCUACUGAUUUGGGGAUUCUCGGCUAGUGAACGUCAGAUUGGUUAUUGACUUAUUGGAAAGGAACUGAUUGGAGUUUUAUUGUGUUUCCCCAGAACUGUAACUUUUGAAUUUGUUUGUUUAGCGAUUAAAUCUGAAACCUUUUGUAUGAAGGUCUUAGCUUUAACUCGGUUUCUUUGGUCUGUAAUUGCCAGUUCUGAAGUGAUGCACUCAUGUCACCUCGUAUUGGUGAAGGGCCUGUCAAAUUUUUAUCGAAUGAGAUGUUUAGAUUCUUCUUUUGAUGUUGCUUUGUUCCAACAACAGUUAUCAGUCUUCCUUUACAUGUAUAGGAGUUGGAAGAUCUCAUUUUGUUUUAUGUUUUGCUGUCUUUGUAAAGGGUCUGGGUCUAAUGGCUGAUGAGCAAAUUGAUUUUGAGGAUGAAGAAUAUGGAGGAGCUCAAAAGUUGCAAUUCCAGGGAAGUGGUGCAAUUCCUGCUCUUGCGGAAGAAGAAAUGGGGGAAGAUGAUGAGUAUGAUGAUCUUUAUAAUGAUGUGAAUGUUGGUGAGAAUUUCCUACAGAUGCAUCGAUCUGAACCACCGGCCCCCCCUGCUAACAUGAACAAUGGGGCAUUCCAAACUUCUAAUGCUCCCGAAUCAAGAAUUGAGGCACCAGCCGGGGGUGGUGGUGUUAGUGUGCAAGGGGUAAACAUACCUGGAGUUGUUGCUGAAGGGAAAUACUCUAAUCCUCCAACACAUAUUCAAGAGAAAAAUGAGGUUCCUGGUAUAGUUAAGGGGCCAGAAAAUGGUUCAGCUGCGUACUCGGAUGCAUCUGCUUCACAAAAGGGUAAGGUCAUGGAGAUCGCACGUGAUACCCAAGUUCGUAGUUUGGGAUUUCAAGGAGCAGCAUCAAUAUCACCCAGUAUCGGGGUUAAUCCUUCUGAUACAACUAGAAAGGUUCCCAUGGAGCCACAACCUAUGGCAAGUACUGGAACAGGUAGUCUGACAGGUGUUCCACAGAUGCCAGCUAAUCCUAUGAACAUGAACAUGGAUACCAAUAUCAUUAGUGGAAAUCAGAUCAGGCCACCUUUAGACAAUGGUGCAACUAUGCUGUUUGUUGGAGAAUUGCAUUGGUGGACGACUGAUGCAGAGCUUGAAAGUGCUUGUUCUCAGUACGGGAGAGUCAAGGAGAUUAAGUUCUAUGACGAAAGGGCUAGUGGUAAGUCAAAGGGUUACUGCCAAGUUGAAUUCUAUGAAGCAGUCUCUGCUGCUGCUUGCAAAGAAGGAAUGAAUGGAUUUUUGUUCAAUGGCCGAGCUUGUGUUGUGGCCUUUGCUUCUCCACAAACAAUAAAGCAAAUGGCAGCUUCCUACAUGAACAAGAAUGACAAUCAGCCUCAGGCACAGACACAGGCAAGGAGGCCUAUGAAUGAUGGUGCUGGAAGGGGUGGUGCAAUGAAUAAUUAUCCAGUUGGAGAUGGUGGGAGAAAUUUUGGAAGGGGUGGAUGGGGACGUGGUGCACCAGGUGUUCUCAACAAAGCUCCGGGGGUUGGAGGACCAAUUAGGGGAAGAGGCAUGGGUGCUAAGAGUAUGAUGGGGGGUGGUGCUGGUGUUGGAGGCGGCAUCAAUGGGGGAGGCUAUGGACCGGGGAUAGGUGGUCCUGCAUUUGGUGGUCCUGGUGCUGGAAUGAUGCCUCCACAGGCAAUGAUGGGAGCUGGAUUUGAUCCAACAUACAUGGGUAGAGGGGCUGGCUAUGGAGGAUUUGGCGGAGCUCCUGGCUUUCCAGGCAUGCUUCCUCAAUUUCCAUCUGUUAACACGAUGGGACUUGCUGGGGUAGCUCCUCAUGUCAACCCAGCAUUCUUUGGUCGUGGUAUGGCUCCUAAUGCUAUGGGGAUGAUGGGUGGUACUUCAGGAAUGGAAGGGCCAGGCAUGGGAAUGUGGUCUGAGACUGGGAUGAGUGGAUGGGGAGAAGAGCAUGGAAGAAAGACUAGAGAAUCAAGUUAUGGUGCUGAAGAUGGUGCUUCUGACUAUGGCUAUGGAGAGGCAAGUCAUGAAAAGAAUGGACGCUCAAGUGCUGCCCCUCGGGAAAAAGAGAAACCUUCUGGUCGUGACUGGUCGGGGUCGUCUGAUAGGAGGCACCGUGAGGAGAGGGAGCAGGAAUGGGACAGAUCUGAAAGGGAUCAUCGGGAGCCCCGUCACAGGGAAGAAAAAGAUAGCUAUAGAGACCACCGAAAGAGAGAACGUGACACAGGUUAUGAUGAUGACUGGGAUAGGGGCAAGUCUUCUUCUAGGCAUCAGAGCAGGUCACGUGCGGUGCCUGAAGAAGAUCACCGGUCAAGGUCACGGGAUGCUGAUUAUGGAAAGAGGAGACGUCAGCCAUCAGAGUGAUAACACCUUUGCAUUUGGACCUUAUUUUCUAUCCUCUUGGGUUGCUAAACCGUCAGAGCAGCCUUUGCAGUUAUCUACAUUGACAUGUAGCUGCAGAAUGUGAUCUCUUGAAGAAAGAAGUAAGUUCUACUAGUAAGGAUGAGAGUGUCUAAGUACCUCGUUUCUUUCUUUCUGCAUUCUACUGAAUAUUAUUAGAUGAACCCAGUGUUUGUGUGUUAGAAAACAGAGUGGUCUUACUCUGCUACUUACAUGGCUAUGCUAGUGGGUCUGCACUCAAGUAUCCCACUGUUGAACACCUCAUUGAACUUAUAUUUGUUUUGGAUAGUCUGGUUGUCGGUUGGUGAACUUGAUCUAGAACUCUCAUCUUGUUUUUUUUUCUUUUUUUUGUAGCCGCUAAGAGACUGAUCUCUAUUGUUAUUUUGGUUAAAUGAAGCUUCAGUUGAUAUUUGUGUAGAUUUUCGUGGUAACUGCCAUGAUUUUCUUACUUGUACCCUUGCACUCAUUGGCAUCAGAUGCCAUUAAAUUUUGUUGACAGAAAGGAUGGCAAAUUGGCAAUGUCUUGGACCCUUGUAUCUGAUGAUCAUUUACCUAAUGCUGUUUAAUUUUUACUUUAAGGUUCAUCGGGAAAGCUAGGUUGGGGCUUUAACCUUCAAAAUGCCUAUUUGUUUCUUUUUUUAUUGGCCAUUUAGUGGUAGUGAAUAGUGGGAUAGCUUUCCUCACUCAAGUUUUUUUUUUUUGACCGGCUUACUCAAGUUUACUGCUUUACUUGUUUGAUUUGUUGCUAUAACUGAACAAAGUUUCAUUGGGGGACGGUCUAUGCCUGCUCCAAUUUGUGUCAUUAGCAUUUCACAUGAUUUUGGAAAGUGAAUUAAUCCCUUAGUUUCUC